This is a messenger RNA of Amblyraja radiata (thorny skate), 2455 nucleotides long. Its product is annotated as arachidonate 15-lipoxygenase B-like. Gene Ontology annotation, molecular function: oxidoreductase activity, acting on single donors with incorporation of molecular oxygen, incorporation of two atoms of oxygen; iron ion binding. The record is from RefSeq and is a predicted model, not a curated record. Lineage: Eukaryota; Metazoa; Chordata; Chondrichthyes; Rajiformes; Rajidae. The coding region runs from base 77 to 1648 and encodes 523 amino acids. The transcript is spliced from 12 exons. Gene Ontology annotation, biological process: lipid oxidation.
AAUCUGUAACUGUUCUCCAGCCCGGAAAAGACAUGAGUACAAAUCUCCAAUCUUGGAACAAUACUGGAAGGAUGAAAUGCGGAAGAGGCAAGAGGAAUAUCAGUGGGCUGUUUAUGCACCAGGUGUUCCCAAAAAAAUCCAAUAUGAUAAAGCCAAGGACUUGCCGAGAGAUGCCAAGAUCCCACUUGAAAGACCAAUGGGCAUUUUCCUCUCCAUUAAGGAGGCCAUUUCACAACUGGGUCUGGGUGAAGAGAAACAUUCUCAGGUUUGCCUAUAUGUCUGCAUUGGGUCAGUCAAAGACUAUGUGAUGGAACAUUGGCAUGAAGACGGGUUCUUUGGUUAUCAGUUCCUGAACGGAUCGAACCCCGUACUCAUCGAACAGUGUAAAGAGAUUCCAGAAAAGUUCCCCGUUACAGAGCAAAUGGUCGGCCCCUUUCUUGGGCCAAUUACCAGUCUACAGCAGGAAGUCAAGAAAGGGAAUAUAUACCUUGUUGACUACGAGAUGCUGGGUGGAAUUAAAGCCAAUCCGGAAGCUGGCCAUGAAUAUCUUGAAGCACCAAUUUGUCUUCUGUAUGCAAGUCCAAUGAACCAACUUCUCCCCAUUGCCAUCCAGAUCACCCAGCACCCUGGGCCGGAGAGCCCGAUAUUUCUCCCGAGCGACAGCCAGUGCGACUGGCGUCUGGCCAAGAUGUGGGUCCGCAACGCUGACGUACAGGUUCACCAGCUGGUCUCACACUUGCUCAGGACACACCUGUUUGGUGAAAUCUUUGGCAUCGCAACUUUACGCAGGCUGGCAAGUGCACACCCGAUAUUCAAGCUUUUGAUGCCUCAUGUGAAAUAUACGUUGCACAUCAAUGUUAUAGCGAGGGAGCUCCUUAUCUCCGAAGGUGGCAUCUUUGAUCAGGCAUUCUCUUCCGGAGGGACUGCCACUGUGGAGGUCUUGCAGCGCGGUCUGGAGCGCGCUACCUACGAAUCCAUGUGUCUCCCAGACAAUCUGGCUGCUCGAGGAGUGGAAAAGAUCCUCAAUUAUUACUUCAGAGAUGAUGCUCAGAAGAUCUGGCAGGCCAUCAACAAGUUUACAGAAAACAUCGUUGACCUUUACUAUGAGAACGAUGCAAGUGUCCAGAGCGAUACAGAACUCCAAGCCUGGGUGAAGGAGAUCUUCACCGAAGGAUUAUUGGCCAAGCAAUCGUCAGGCUUCCCUUCAUCAUUUCACUCCAAGACCGAACUCAUCAAGUUCCUAACCAUGGUCAUCUUCACCUGUUCCGGACAGCACUCUUCAGUAAACGUUGGACAGUUUGACUGGGGCUCCUGUGUACAAAACUACCCUUCCAUGAUGGGGAAGCCUGCACCGACCAAAAAGGACCAAGUCACCGAAGCAGAUAUUGCCGACACUUUGCCAAAGGGAAUUAAAAAAAUACAAGUGAUUGCAACCACCUAUCUGCUCAGUCAACCAGCCCCCUUUAACACCAAGCUGGGCACGUACGUGGAGGAGCGCUUCACUGAGCUGGUGGCAAGAGCGCACAUCACAGACUUCCAGAAAGCCCUGCUGCAUAUCGAGCAGGAGAUUACAAAGAGGAACCAGAACCUUUCUCCGCCCUACACCUAUCUCCUGCCCAGUUUGAUCGACAAUAGUGUGGCAGUCUAACCACAACAUUGCACCAUCAUCAAACUGCUUCACGCUUUGCUUCGAGAUUAAAAUUAUAACUGCAAAACUUUUAUUGCCAAAUUAAACCAGCCAAUCUCUCCCGCCCUCUGAUCCUCACCGCACACACACAGCCUGACAUUCCCUCUCCAAUUAAUUCCAAGGCCACUGUGCACUUCAACCACCUCCACCUGGAACCUGAGUAGCAACUUGUUCACUCAGAUGGGUAUAUGGAAUGAGUUACCGGAGGUGGUAGUUCAGGCAGAAACUAUAAUAAUGUUUAAAAGGCACGUGGAUAGGAAAGGUUUAGAGGGAUACGGGGCAAACAAAGGCAAGUGGGACCAGGGUAGACGAGGCAUGUUGGUCAGCAUGGAAUUGGGCCGAAGGGCCUGUUUCUGUGCUGUAUAUCUGUAUUCUGCCAUUACCUGCUUUGCAGACAAGACGUUCCACACCUGUGCCUUUCAGAUGCUCUUUUUUACCCCUGUUUCUCCUCUGUCAUAUUUGAUCUUCUCCACCGAGAGUGCCCUAGAUCCAGUUCUCACGUUCUCUGCUCUCAGUCAGAUCAAGGGGACUGUUCAUUUUGCUCCACCAGUCUCCCAUUGAAUAAAACCUGCCUCUAAGUGAAGAGCGAAACUCUUCCACACUCCACUGCACACAAUGAUGUCUCCUCUACGCUGGAGAAACCAGGCAGACCUGCUGACAUGGUCUCAUGUGACUCGACCUCCCUGAUCCAAUCUGGGGCUUUGAUCAAUUCACACCCUGAAGACCAUGUUCAUCAGACACAGGAACAGAAUUAGGCCAUUCAGCCCA